GCAGUGGAUGGGGUGGAGCCGCUGGGUGGGGUCUGGGACAGGCAGCUGGGAGAAACCAAAAGGAAGAAAAAAGAAAACCAUUGCCCGUGAUUCCACUGCUUCUGGGCGAGAGAAGCGAGUGACAAAGAGGGUUUUAGAGCUUACCUCCACUCCCACCACUGGCUAACUCUCUCACGCCCUUCUGUUUUGUCUUAAGAUCAUUAAAAAUCGAGGGUACACCGGCACUAGUCGGUUCUCGGUCCCCUAACUCUUCACUGAGCUAGGUUUGUAGACGGAGGGAGUGGGGAGCCCAGGUCCACCGGCUCAGUCCAGGCGCCGUCCGUCCGUCCGUCCGUCCGUCGCCCCGGGCCCGGGGCUGGGAGGAAAGGAUGCCUUCGGAAGCGCAGAACCCCAAACUUGAAAAUAAUUCUCUGUGACAAAAGGACAAAAAAAAAGACAUAAAAUGGAAGAUAUGGAUCAACUCAUAAACAACUUGGAGGUCCAACUUAACUCAGAAAGUAGCUCAAUGCAGGUGUUCAAACAGGUCACUGGCCCAGUUCAGAUCAGAGAUACCCCUGUGACAUCAGACAGAAGUAAUAUGACAUCUUUACCACUCCUAGAUACCAGCUCUAUUGAGAACCCAACACUGUUUAAUGACAUCAAGAUUGAGCCCCCAGAAGAACUCCUGGCUAAUGAUUUCAACUUGCCCCAGGUGGAACCAGUUGAUCUCUCUUUUCACAAACCCAAGGCUCCACUCCAGCCUGCUAGCAUGCUGCAAGCUCCAAUACACCCUCCCAAGACACCAUCUUCUACCCAGACCAUUGUGGUAUCUACUUCCACAUCUGAUACAAGCACUUCAGCAAACAUCCCUACCGUUCUGACUCCAGGGUCCAUCCUGGCUUCCUCUCAGGGCACUGGUGGCCAGCCAAUUUUACAUGUGAUUCACACCAUCCCUUCAGUCAGUUUGCCAAACAAAAUGGGAGAGCUAAAGACCAUUCCUGUGGUGGUUCAGUCUCUUCCUAUGGUGUACACCAGUUUGCCUGCAGAUGGGAGCCCUGCAGCCAUUACAGUCCCACUCAUUGGAGGAGAUGGCAAAAAUGCUGGAUCAGUAAAAGUUGACCCCACUUCCAUGUCACCACUGGAGAUUCCAAGUGAUGGUGAUGAGAGUGCAAUUGAGAGUGGAUCUUCAGCCUUACGGAGUCUGCAGGGAUUGCAACAAGAAUCAGCAACAAUGGCCCAAGUGCCAGGAGAAGAAUCACUUGACUUGAAGAGAAGACGGAUUCACCAAUGUGAUUUUGCAGGAUGCAGCAAAGUGUACACCAAAAGCUCUCACCUGAAAGCUCACCGCCGGAUCCAUACAGGAGAGAAACCUUAUAAAUGCACCUGGGAUGGCUGCUCCUGGAAAUUUGCUCGCUCUGAUGAGCUUACCCGUCAUUUCCGCAAGCACACAGGCAUCAAACCCUUCCGGUGCACAGACUGCAACCGCAGUUUUUCUCGAUCUGACCACUUGUCACUGCACCGUCGGCGGCAUGAUACCAUGUGAAUGUCAUCAUAGGCCACACAUCAGAGGAGCUGCAGUGGUCUCGUGUGUGUGUGUGUGUGUGUGUGUGUGUGUGUGUGUGUGUGUGUGUGUCUGUGCGUGUUGAGGCCAAGAUUAUUUUUUCCUCUUUGAUUACAACUUGCCCCAGUUAUGGGGUUAGAACAGCCUACUGAGCCAAAUUUAGGAGACGGAAGAAAAAGUUAGCUGGUCUCCCAUGGGGCUCUUCAUCUUCCACUUUCACCUUUCCACUGUCAAGACUUCAAUUUUUUCAACCUCUUCAUGGGUUGAAUUCCAGUGUGGCACCCAUGGCUGCCCACCCUCUAAUACCCCCUGCUAUUUAAUAGACAUGUUUUUCUACAAUAACGAAACAAGACUCAAACUAAAGGCUGUGAACAAACCUACGCUGCUCUCCUAUUUUCUCUUGUUUUCUAGAACUUUUAUCCAUAUAUAUGGAUAAUAUAUAUAUAUAUUUAUAUGUGUAUAAAUAUAUAUCAGUACUUAAAGGCAGUUGAUCGUGUCCUAAAAUUAGAUUUUUUUCAAAUUCAUAGAUAAUAGGGGUCAUAAAAAUAUAGUUGAUUGGUAAGAUUUACAAAGAAUUGGGUCCUAAAUACAGAUUUUGUAGAUCCAGUCUUCUUAUAGUUUGGUCUUGGAAUGGCACUUGUCUUCUUAAGUCCAUCAAAGGAAAUGAAGGGAUUUUUUUGUCCUCUUUCUCCUCUUUAUGCUCUUUUAAGAUUAAAAAAUUGGCACAAUUACAUUAUUUUUAGGUUAAAUUUGGACAAAUAUUCAAUGUACACAAAGACGGAUCAGUAGGGAGAAGUGUUCUAGGAAAAUAUACUGGGCAGUGAUGGGAAGAGGCAGACCUAGGAUUAUCCUGUGAACCAAGAGAGGGUAAAUUUUUUUUAAACAUAAGCUGUCAAAACUACUAUUCAUCCCAGACCUCAUUCACAUGGCAGCCUUUUGAGAUAGUGUAUUCAUCAGGCUGCACUGUACUGCUUAUUAUUUUGUUUAUAGAAAUCAAUUACUCAUUUUAUUACCUGAUGAGAAAUUGCACACUGAGAUCAUGUUAUACAGUGCUAAAAGGUCAGAGAAAUGAAAAUUUUUUGCUAUAUGCCAUCACUGGCAGUCAUUCCUCUAUUUUGAAUGGACUAUGAGUCUUUUUGUAGUAACUGACAUACAAAAAGCAAUUUGAUGUUUUACAACUGCUAUGAACACCGAAGCCAUUUCUUUUAGUCAUUACAGUAGGUUGCAUAAUUACAUUUGGUUGCCCAAUGAGACUGUUUCAUAAUAUUCUCUGAGACAUAAAACCCUCUGUUUCUGCCCUGGACCUCAGAUCUACCUCCACAUGGCAUAUUUCCCUACCUGUGGUAAGAGGAGAUGGGCUUUAUAUCGAUUGUGUUGGACUCAUCCUCUUUCCUAAAGGUUAUUUUCAUAGUGAAUCCUUGAUUCUUGGCAGACAGUAACAAGCUCCUGCUUAAAUACUUCAAGUUACUACCUCCUGUGGCUGUCCAUUCUGACUAAAUCAUAGAAUUCUAGCAUCAGAAAGGUAUCCUGUUAGCUUUCUAGUUUUACCCAUCCCUCAUGUUUUACAGAUAAGAUAAAUACGGGUCAGAUUCUUUUUCCAGAUGUUUCCUAGAGGCCUUAUAGACCUAUAUGCUUCUUCUCCCAGGGAUUACAUUGUUAAACCAAAUUAAAGGAAAAUCAUGUAAUUGGUUGCAAUAUUUGUCCAAUUUUAUAUAUACUUCAGAAAUUUUUAGAUGACAAAAAAAUCAUUUAUAGUUCAUGCCAGUCAAAUGGUGUUUAACAUUAGGCACAUUGUGUUUCUAUUAUCCCACUUUGAUAAUGUCUGGAUUUUUAUUUACCUCAUAUCAAGUUGCAAUGUUUUUCCAGACCAGAAACCCUCCAUAAGUUUAAGGACUGCUUGUAAUUUUCAGGAUGACACUUUAGGUUUUACUAUUAUUAUUAUCUUGGUAUGGAUUUUUUCAUGACUUUUGGUGUAUAAAUUCCAAGCUCUAUACUCAUUACGAAAGCACUACUAAAUACCUAGGGCCAAUCUAUUAAUGGAGACUUCUAUGUAACUGUAAGACAGAUUGGUAAAUGUGAAUUGCCAUCUUGCAUGGAUUUAAGCUUACAAUUGAGUAGUUAAUACUAUAUUAUAGAAUAGAGCCCAAAAUCUUACCCACUUGCUCCAGUCUGGAAUCCAAGAUUUGCUUUCCAGAGUUAAAAUUGGCAUGUGCACCUUAGACCUCAGGAACUUUUGAAUUGGGACUAGGAUCUUUUCUUAAAUUAUGGCUGUCAAAUUAUUGUACUUAGUGUGAUCAAAUUAGGAUCCCAAACAUUAGUGUUCCUGGCAUUGCUGAGCCUUUAUUCAAAUAUUUUUACUCUGCAAAUGCUUUGUUAAUUGUAUAUAGUCAAGAAGUAAUUUUAACCCUAUUUUCAUUGCUUUUUCUUCAAAAAUGAUAAAAGAUCUUUCCCAUCAUGAAUAUAUGCUUUAAGAUGUGGGUCAAGAUUCAUUAAGGGAAUCUCAUAGAGUAAAUACAGUACAGUGCAGCUACUGCAGCAAAAGCACAGAAAACUUUGCCACACAGUGAAGUGGAAAGGAAGGAAAUGUAUCUCUCUUAGUGAAUACUUGGGGUGUAAUUGAGUUUGAUGUGCUUACACUAACAAAGCACUGUUAGUAUGACAUUUGCCUAGGAUAUGGAAAUGGCCUUAUUGAUAUGAGCAGAUAGUAUUCAGAAAUAUGUUGUAGUGAAAUUCCACCUGCUAUAGAUAAUUGACAUUUAAACAUAACUUGAUAAUUAAAAGUUGUAAAUUUUAGGAAAUCAAUGAGGAAUAUGAACUACGUGGGUAGAUUUGGUGGAGUUUGUUAUAUGCAAGAUAUAUGGGUUUGUGAUAAGAAUUUUAUUUAAAUACACUUUCCAUUUUAGAACUCUUAGGUUUUCAAGAAAAAUGUGAAGAUAGAACAGAGUUCCUAUUUAUGCCACAUCUAGUUUCUUCUGCUAUUAACAUCUUACAUUAAUAUGGUACAUUUGUUAAAAUUAAUGAAGCACUAUUGAUACAUUCAUAUUAAUUGAAUUAAAUACUUUAUUCGGAUUAUCUUAGUUUUUUUUUUUUUUUUACCUACUAUGCUUGUUCUGUUUCAUUAUCUCCUUCAGGCUGCCACAUUGCAUUAAUAAUCACAUGUCCGGAAAACCUCCAAUUUGUUGUGACACCUUCUCAAAUUUACUUUGUGCUCAAGGACCUUAAGAGUUUUGAAAAGUCUGUUUUUCUACUUGUAUUUAUUGAUACUUUUCUGGGUUAAUAGAUUUGGGGCAGGAUGACUACACAGCUGAAUUACUAUUUUCAUCAUGCCAUAUUUACAUUACAUCAUUCCUGAUGUUAUCCUUAAUCACAUGGCAGAGAUAGUGUGUAUCACCUUUCUCCCAGAUAACCUUUGUCUUCUCUCCCAUGCUGUACUCUGGAAGGAAGUCACUAUGUACAUAGCCCACAGUUGAGGAUGGUGAGUUAUUCACCAUGUCCAUGAGAGAAAGUAUUUACAUAAAUUAUUUGGAAUUUUUCUGCCUGCAAGAUUUAUCUUCUCUCCAUUUAUUUAUUUAUAUAAUUGUUUAUGUCAGCAUGGACUCGUGGAUAUUUAUUUUAUAGUUUACCUUAUAAUUCAGUGCAGUUUUAUAUUGUUGUUCAAAUUGUAGCUGUGGUCUCAGGAGAUAUUUUGCUUUCACUCCCAUGUCCUUUGGAUAUAACCCAUCAUUUUUUCAGAAUAUUUAAUUUCUGGCACUGCAGCAUGUGGUAGGUUUUUUUUUUUUUAAUUGGCAGGAGCACUUCUAUAAUCAGCCUUUUCUUCAGUGAGUUCUGAUUCUUUUUCUUGGGGAAUCAAGAUGUGGCGCAAAUAUGCCUGUUGCUUUUGGAGUAUUGUUACUUCAAGGUCUUCUCUGCCAACAGAGCAAGGAAAUAUGUGUGUAUAUACUAACAUAUGUAUAUGCAUGUGUCUACAAUCAUGUCUGAAUGUAUUCAUCUGUGUUUUUAUUUUGUGUACAUGAGUUCAUAUUGAUGUCUUCAACUCUAAUCCACUACAACAUUUCUAGCUACUUCCUCUUAGUUAUCUGUGUAGCCUCCUAUUACAACAGUAAGAAACAUGAAUCCACCUUCUGUCACAUACUUACUUAAUUAUUCAAAUCCAGUAUAUACUCAGUAUGACAGUCUCUUAUGUGGUAUCUUGUAUGCCUAUGGGAGAUAACUUCAUUGACUAGAACUGGUGCUUAUGUACAUGAUAGUAACAUUUUUAGAAUUCUAAAAACUCUUUGAAACAAAAUUGUCUAAAAAAUUCUAGAGUUAGGGACUUUUUGUGUUCUCAAUUCUAACUUAUCUCUAAAACAUGUUGGGAUAUCAGGGAACUUACUGAUCUUCUAAAGUGUGCUACUUCUUAUAUAAGGGGAUAGAUGGAAAACAAACUGGGUAAAGCUGAUUUGAAGAAACACUAAGCACUAUCUUUUUCUCUGCUAAAUAUGGAUCUCUGGCAAAUGGUAUAGUACCCUGAGUUACCUCUCUUCCCCCAACUUCUAGGCAAGUCACAUCACCUCUCUGUGCCUCUAUAAACCCAUCUGCAAAAUGGGAAUCCAUAUAUCUACCUCACCAAAGUGUUGUGAGGCUUUUUAUUAAUAAGUAUUUAAAAACUGAUUAGAGAUCUCUAAAUGAUAAGAAAGUAUUAUAAUCAUUACUAUGAUGAUAACUAUAGUACCAUAUAUUUACUGUAUGGAAAGAUUAGGCCUCUUAGGGGAUAUAUAGGUAAAUUGGAGUCUGUAAGAAAGAUAAUUGUAGAGUGGCCACUGGAAGCAAUAUUAUUUCUUCUCAUUCUCAUGUUUCCUACAUAUUCUCUCUCUCUCUUUAUUAACACUUGAAUUAUUAUUUGUUUCUAGACUUUAAAUACAUUAGGAUCUAAAAAGGAUAGGCAGGUAAAAUACAAUUUCAAAAUUGUAUUUUUCUUUCUUACUCUACCUAGACUGUAUUACAUAUCACUUUGCCAGAAGCACAAAGGCCAUUUCUCAAAUCCCCUCAGUUUUCACUAAAAUUUAGUUUCACCAGUUACAUUUUAUCUUCAUUUACUGUACAUUCAACAGUAAAGGUAGGAGGGGAGUUGGGUGGGGUGGUUGGGAUGGGAGUGGACUGGAGGAGGAUGGAAUUUAUAUGGGUGUGUUUCAAACAUUGGUAUGACUUUCCAUUUCCUUUUUGGUGGUGGGUUGGGGGCAAGGGAAGAGAUCCUAUUUUGUUAACAAUUAAGUUCUCUUUCUUGCCUAGUCAAUGUUUCCUAGAGUUAGUAUGAAUAGCUGUGUUAGACAUUACUUUUAUAACUAUGUUGUGUACAGUGCUGUUCUCAUUGUAUUCCUGAAUUAAAGGGAAAGUCCCCAGUGGUGUUUAUCUUUUCUUUUGGAUAGGAGGUAAUAUCCAGGAGAGCAGUGCCAGAAACUGACUCUCAUUUUUAUGUUGGGAUAAGGAGCCUGCAGUGAAGGGACGUGCUGAGAUUUGUCAUUAUUUAUUUAAAGAAAUUAUAAAACAAGAUAUUAAGAAUUAAGUUUCUUUGAUUUUUAUGUUUGUAUCUCAUUAUUUUAGUGCUUUAGAGCAUCGCUCUGUUUUCACUCCGUUUUAUACUUGUUCCUGUUCCAGAGGUAUGGCUUUGAGGAAUCUCUUAUAUACAAAUCUGUCAUACAUCUGAACAUACUUAAGAAUUGCCUCAGUUAGCAUGGCUACUUAGAGAUCACUCUUGUAGCUCAGUGGGGCACUUCCAUUGUGGCACCCAGGAUGGGUGCAUGCUUCAGUACUAAGCAAUCAUGUUUUGUUGGAUGACUGUACUUUUAUUAAUAAAAUGUUUAAACUUUAGAAACCAUGGAUAUUAUGUUCAGUUUAUCUUCAUGUUAUAUUUAUUCAACAUGGCACAAGUAGCUCAUUUAUUUCCCUCUAACUGGGUAAGCUGUGAUGGAAGUACUCUAUAGUAUCAUAUAUCAACAAUGUAUUUCCCUCUAACUGGGUAAGUUGUGAUGGAAGUACUCUAUAGUAUCAUAUAGCAACAAUGUAAGCCAGGCUGUCUCAUGCAGUAAUUUAUUUAAGCAUACAAGGUCCUACCCAUUCUUAAUAUAUCCAGCCAUAUUCAUGAAUGGGGCUUGAUGACGACUGUCUUUUAUAUGUUUCCUAUAAAGGAUUCCAGAAGAGUUCAUUGUGGUAAAAUCUCUAUUGGCUAGGUUCCUCUGCCCAAUCGUGUUAUUCUUGGCCAUUGUGGUUUUCUUUAUGGGAAGUAAAGAAGGAGAAGAGGAUAUGGGGACAUUUUUAAACCUCAAAAACAUCUCGAUACAAUACUAAUCUUGAGUGGAGUUGUAGGAAAUUUCUCAUAGGAAACUUUUUCAGAGAAACAAUGACACAAAAUAGAGUGAGGGAUAUUCUGUAAAGGAGAUUUAGCCCAAAAGUUGGAAGGAAAAAAAGUGACUUCCUAGGUCUACUGGAAUGAGAUUUGUUAUUUUAUGAGGUAGAGUCUGAGCUCAGGCUGAACUGGAAUUCACUAUGUAGUCUCAGGGUGGCCUCAAACUCAGUGAUCCUCCUACUUCUGCCUCCUGAGUGCUGGGAUUAAAGGCGUGCACCACUCCUGGCUCACAUUCAAUCUUGAAUGAGACAAAACAGAACAGGAAAGCAAAGUCAAAUAAUAAAAUGAUUGGUAAUAAUACAGUAGAAAAAGAAAUAGACCAGACUUUUACAAAGGGUAAAUAAUGAUUCAAGCCUUUUAGGCCUCCCAAUUAAACCCUGAGUGUGGGCUGCUACAUGCCACAUAGGACAAUCACAGCCACCCUAAGUGUAAUGCAAACAUAAGCUAUAUUUAUAAAGCUAUCAUCGGUUGUAACCUUACUUUACGGUUUGGUUUUGCUUUCCUGUUGGGUGUUUAAAACCAUGGCCAAAAAUAACCAUUUUCCUCUUUCUUGUCAGUUGAGGCUCAUUAGAGGCUACUCUUGGGUACUCAGAAGGAGCCCCAUUGGCUUCUUUAGUGUUUGUCUAACAGUCAUGCCAACUGCUAGGUUGGGUCAAGGACUUGCUAUGCAUGUGACUCUCUCAGAAACAUUGAGGAGAUUGUCUUCUAUAUUAAUCAUCCUCUUUAUGGAAUGCACAACCUUUAGAGCCCAAACUGUGGGGCUUCUAUAGCCUCUCUAAUCAAGAUGACAGUUGUCUUACCAGAACUAUACAACCACUUUAGAGGUCUCCUAUUGUUCUCUGGUCCUUAGGUACUUAAUUAACCUGGGAGCUGGGACCAAAAUAUUGGUUAUUUAAUGCCUUGGUCCUCCACGUAUUGUUCUUGAACACCCAGAAAGUUAGUUGAACCAGUAUAGAAGAACAAAUUAUGUGUUAAAUUUAGUUGUUGUACAACUUAAAGCUUAAUAAACACAAUUAUUAAAUAAA
Messenger RNA from Jaculus jaculus (lesser Egyptian jerboa), 8947 nucleotides. RefSeq names its product Kruppel like factor 8 (gene Klf8). Lineage: Eukaryota; Metazoa; Chordata; Mammalia; Rodentia; Dipodidae. The record is from RefSeq and is a predicted model, not a curated record. The transcript has 7 exons. Gene Ontology annotation, molecular function: RNA polymerase II cis-regulatory region sequence-specific DNA binding; DNA-binding transcription factor activity, RNA polymerase II-specific. Gene Ontology annotation, biological process: regulation of transcription by RNA polymerase II. The coding region runs from base 443 to 1522 and encodes 359 amino acids.